AUGUUGACAACGCGACGAUGCGCUUGUUUACAACGCUUCGCAACGGCCAAACGAUGUCAAUUAUGGCGUGUGCUACGAUAUCAAAGCACCGUCCCAUCCCCUACCUCCACGAUUUCGCCAGCCUUGUUAGGCAGAGCUCAAGCUCUUGCAGCUGAACAUGCUGAGCUCUCGAAGCAGCUUAACAGCGAAUAUGAUACUCGGAUAGCAAAGAAAGCCGGGUCUCUUUCCGCUGUGGUUACGGCCUUGAACGGCUGGGAGUUGACCAGCAACUCUUUGCCAGAGCUCCAGCAACUUAUCAAAGACCCCUCAACGGACCCAGAGCUACGAUCCCUUGCAGAAGAAGAGCUGCAGACAACCACAGAGAAGCUCUCAUCACUGUCUAGCGACCUCCAGAAAAGCUUGAUCCCAGAGCAUCCAUUUGCUCAAAUGCAAUGUCUAAUUGAGAUUCGACCUGGAGCUGGUGGAGAUGAGGCUGGCAUAUUUGCUGGGAAUCUGUUACAGAUGUACCAGGGGUACUGCAGGCGGCAAGGUCUCCGAGUGAACAUUCUCAAAUUUGAUGCUACAAAAACCCAGGGCCUUGAAAAUUCAAUCCAAGAGGCGGUCUUAGAAAUUGAAACUCCAGGAGCAUAUGACAUGCUCAGAUGCGAGGCUGGAGUACACAGGGUACAAAGGGUUCCAGCUACUGAAGUCAAGGGUAGGACACACACGAGUGCUGUGUCCGUCCUGGUGUUGCCCAAUUUUCCCAGCCAAGGAGAAGACGAGCUUGGGGAAAGUAACUUUGAGGACCCGUCAAACGACUACUACGUAGACCCUACAGAUGUCCGAACAGAUGUCAUGCGUGCCAAGGGCGCGGGUGGCCAGCACGUCAAUACUACGGACUCUGCAGUCCGCUUGACCCAUUUGCCUACUAAUACUGUCGUUGCUAUACAAGACUCGAGAUCUCAGCAGCAAAACCGUGCAAAGGCGUGGCAAAUCCUACGAGCGAAGCUUGCUCAAGCACGGCGUGAUGCCAGAGAAGAAGAGAUGGCACAGCUACGCCUCAGCAUCGUUGGAGUCUCCAAGAUGGGUCGCGGUGACAAAGUUCGGACGUACAACUGGGGUCAGCAAAGAGUCACAGAUCAUCGAAGUGGAAUCACGUUGCACCAUCUUGAUGACAUUUUAGAGGGAGGAGAAUCGCUUGACAAGGUGAUGGCUAGUGUGAGAGAAUGGCUGAAGAUGCAAGACCUUCAAUUGCUCGUCGCCGAUGAGGAAGCUGCAAGAGCAAAAGCUGAUAUUUAG
This is a messenger RNA of Letharia columbiana, 1278 nucleotides long. RefSeq lists its product as uncharacterized. The record is from RefSeq and is a predicted model, not a curated record. Bases 1 to 1278 code for a protein of 425 amino acids. Lineage: Eukaryota; Fungi; Ascomycota; Lecanoromycetes; Lecanorales; Parmeliaceae. Gene Ontology annotation, molecular function: translation release factor activity. Gene Ontology annotation, biological process: translational termination. The transcript has 2 exons.